AUGGAAGCUUGUCCAGAUUAUGUCGCAUACUCGCAGACGAAACACGAGGGCCCUCUCAAGCUAUCAUAUCAGCGGCCUAUACCAGAAUGCCGGACGUUCUCCUCUCCCUUGGUUGAGAAGGUGAUAAAGGACAUCACCUCACGCAUGGUCGACAAAGAUCUCGCUCGGAUCUUUGAAAAUGCAUUCCCUAACACACUUGACACAACUGUUCGAUGGCAUGUCGAUGGCACAGAGAAGAAAAAGCGAAGUUCGAAGACAAAGCGAGCAGGCGGCGUAUGGGAAGGCCCCCAAUCGUUUAUCGUCACUGGUGAUAUAAACGCUGAGUGGCUUCGGGAUUCAACGAACCAGCUGGCGCAAUACCAGAAAUUGGCGAACGGAGACCCUAAAAUAAAGAACUUGAUACUGGGAGCUAUAAAUACGCAGGCCGAAUUUGUUAUCCAGUCGCCAUACUGCAAUGCCUUCCAACCUCCUCCCCCGAGUAAUCUACCUCCAACAAACAAUGGGCAGAUGGACCAGGUUCACCCUGCAUAUGAGCCAAGCGUCGUUUUUGAGUGCAAAUAUGAGCUUGACUCUAUUGCUAACUUCCUCUCUCUCGGAAACCAAUUCUAUGAGGAGACAAAAUCAAAGGAUUUCUUAACAUCCAGGUGGUACGAAGCUCUAAACACCGUUCUACGAGUAUUGGACGAGCAGAGCCAGUCUACUUUCAAUGAGAACGGGCAAUACCGGCGCAACGAGUAUACCUUCCAGCGACAUACCAAUGCUGGUACGGAGACCUUGAGUUUGAUGGGUGUUGGCAACCCGCUAGGAAACGGUACUGGGCUUGUUCGCAGUGCUUUUCGACCAAGUGAUGAUACCUCCAUCCUAGGAUUCUUCAUACCGGCUAAUGCAAUGAUGUCUGUUGAGCUAAAACGAACAGCGGACACUCUAUCUAAAGUCGGAGGAGAUAAAGACCUGAUUCAAAAACUCAAGCGAUACUCUGAACAGAUCCGGGAGGGUAUCUACAACCAUGCAGUGGUAACACAUAAAGUCUGGGGUCAAGUGUUUGCUUUUGAGGUUGAUGGCUACGGAUCAAACAUUCUCAUGGAUGAUGCCAAUCUCCCUUCAUUGCUAGCCCUGCCGCUGCUUGGGUUUGUCGAUCAAAAUGACGAGAUCUAUAAAAAUACCCGAAAAAUGAUUCUCUCGAAAACUGGCAACCCUUACUACCUUACUGGAUCAGCGUUCCAUGGUAUUGGUGGACCACAUAGUAAGUUAUAUCCUCCAUGUUAUCUUUUCCCAAGUUCACUUCUAACCGUCUUGGUGGCAGUUGGUCUACAGAAUGCCUGGCCGAUGUCCGUACUCGUACGUGCCCGGACUGCAAACUCCGAUGCUGAAGUUAUGGAGUCCAUCAAUAUGGUACGUGAUUCGUGUCUUCUAGGUCUAGUCCACGAGAGUGUGGACGUGAACCGUAUCGCCAAAUACACACGCAGCUGGUUUGCGUGGGCAAACAGCGUCUUCGCGCAAACCAUUCUCGACCUGGCGGAGAAUAAACCACAUUUGAUAUUUGGUAAAGGCGCAAAGCCGUACAUAGUUUCCUCUGACGCCCAUAUUUAG
This is a messenger RNA of Trichophyton benhamiae CBS 112371, 1590 nucleotides long. RefSeq lists its product as uncharacterized. The transcript is spliced from 2 exons. The record is from RefSeq and is a predicted model, not a curated record. Lineage: Eukaryota; Fungi; Ascomycota; Eurotiomycetes; Onygenales; Arthrodermataceae. Gene Ontology annotation, biological process: carbohydrate metabolic process. The coding region runs from base 1 to 1590 and encodes 529 amino acids.